Apodemus sylvaticus (European woodmouse) is the source of this 1375-nucleotide messenger RNA. RefSeq names its product C-C motif chemokine ligand 24 (gene Ccl24). Gene Ontology annotation, molecular function: chemokine activity; CCR chemokine receptor binding. Gene Ontology annotation, biological process: immune response; cellular response to type II interferon; lymphocyte chemotaxis. The record is from RefSeq and is a predicted model, not a curated record. Gene Ontology annotation, cellular component: extracellular region. Lineage: Eukaryota; Metazoa; Chordata; Mammalia; Rodentia; Muridae. The transcript is spliced from 4 exons. Bases 117 to 473 code for a protein of 118 amino acids.
UGUCCAUAUAAAGGCCAGUGGGAGGGAGAUUGGGGUGUCCUGUAGGGAACAUCCUCGUAUCUCCAGGCUCUCUUUUCUGCACCCCAGCUUUGAACUCUGAGCCUGACCUCCAGGACAUGGCAGGCUCUGCCACGGUCGUUGUCAGCCUUCUCCUGGUAGCCUGCACGUGCUGCCUCUUCCCCACAGACUCCGUGACCAUCCCCUCAUCUUGCUGCAUGUCCUUUGUUUCCAAGAAAAUUCCAGAAAACCGAGUGGUUAGCUACCAGUUGGCCAAUGGCAGUAUCUGUCCCAAGGCAGGGGUCAUCUUCAUCACCAAGAAGGGCCAUAGGAUCUGUACCGACCCCAAGCUGCCGUGGGUUCAGAGGCACAUACGAAACCUAGAUGCCAAGAAAAGCCAGCCUCCCAAAGGUGCCAAGGCAGUGGGCACCAAGCUUGCCGUCCAGAGACGCCGUGGCAACAGCACCAAGGUUUAGUCACCUCUCGUCUGUCCCCGAACUUGGACACAGCAUCUCUUUUAGGGAAUGUGUUUAUUCUGUGAGAGCCCGAGGGAGCUCCAAGCGCACCAGAGGUCUGUCUGGUGUUUCCUGUGCUGAGUGAGAAGAAGAAUGUCAUCUGCUGUCCUGUGUUCUCCUCUGUGUGACUCAAAGGCCUCAUCAGAGCCCGGGUGCGUGAGACCUGAGGACCUGCGGGUGUAUCUUGCUUGCUUUGAUGGGGUUCUUGCCUUAGGGUGGGGCCUGAGGGCUAUUUGUCUGUCCACCUCUGGGUGAAGAUCUGUCAACAGCAGCAACUCCCAAACACGUUGAUGGGUAUUCCAGGCUGGUCCCACAUCCAGUACUUGGAACAAAUAAAAAAGUUGGCAGAAAUGGAGGAUUUCGACGGCAACAUUUUCAAACCCGUCAGCCUUUGUAAAGCCGGAGAGGUCGCUCAGUUGGUGAUGUGCUCGCCUGGCGUGCACAGAACAUUGGGUUUCAACCACAGCACUGCGAAAACUAGGCAUGCCUGAGGAGAUCAGAAUUUCAGGCUUAGCCAGACAUCCCAGAAUUCAGAAGGCAGAGGCAGGAGCAUCUCUGUGAGUUCAGUGCCACCCUGAUCUACCUAGCAAGCUCCAGGACAGCCAGGGCUACAUAAAGAGACCUUCCCUCAAAUGUCCUUCCCUAAAAAAAAAAGUUCAGGGCUACAUAGCCACAUAGAAAAUUUGAGAGCAGCCUGGCCCUGUGUCUCUCUCUUCCUGCUGCCAAUGGAUCCAGAUGUAGAACUCUCAGUUACCUCCCCAGCACCAUGUCUGCCUGCACGCUGCCAUGUUUCCUGCUAUGAUGAUAAAUGGACUGAACCUCUGAACUGUAAUCCAGCCCCAAUUAAAUGUCGUCCUUUGUAA